GUCCACGUGAUUAUCGUAAUGUACAGAUUUGGGAAAUCCGAAGAACGUGUUAUGGCUGCGAAGAGUAAAAAUGAUGCCACUUAAUAGGGAAACGGGUGUUAACUGUAAAAAUGAUAAUCCCAUAAAUACUGUUACGGUUAGAAAAAGUGAAAAUGUCACAAUUACGCUUAAAACUGUUGUUAAUAUGUUCAAUAGAAAAUUGCCACUGAUUAAGACUAACAAGGAAAUUCAUCCAUUUCUGAGGAGAGUUGCUUGGGAGAAGAGAUUUUUAAAUGAGGAAAAGUUUAAUGACAAGGAUAAGGAAAAAAUUAUAUUGAAAGAAGAAGUUAAAGAAUUGCAAGAGCAAUGUAUGGUAUGGCAAAAUAAAUCAAAGACAAAUGAUGAUGAAUUACUGAAACUAAAACAUAAGAUAAAUAUGUUAGAAGAAGAACGUGAAAAAUUGCAAAAUAAAUUAAAACAAGUGGAAUUGGAUAUUAAUGAAUAUAAGAAAAGAAACAGUCAUUUCCAAGAAUUAAUAAAUUACCAGAAGGAAAUUAAUGCAAUGGGAUAUUGUAUAGAUUCACUUGUACAGGAAAUAAAUCAUUCAAGAAAUCCAAUAGGCAAUGCUACUAAAAUGAAGAAUAUAUUUAAGGAAGUGAACAAUGGACAUAGAAAUGUUUUUAUUUCUGGAAAACCAGGUUUUUUCAAAUCUGUGUUAUGUAUGAAGAUUGCAUACGAUGUUUGGACAAAUGAAAAUUCUUCAGAAAAUUACCUUAGUCACUUUGAUUUUGUAAUUCUCGUUACAUUAAUGAAUGUUGGUGACGAGAGUGUACCAGAUGCAGCUCUAGAAGCUAUUUACGAAUACGAAAGUAGUUAUGAAGAAUCUACAAUACAGUUUAUCAGAAAAUAUUCGUUUGAUAUAUCCGGUAAUAUGACGAUUCUUCUAACAAAUUGUCCUCACGUUUCCGAAGGAAUAAGGGAAAUUAUGCAUUCGCAAUUUAUCCUG
This is a messenger RNA of Centruroides sculpturatus (bark scorpion), 985 nucleotides long. RefSeq lists its product as uncharacterized. Lineage: Eukaryota; Metazoa; Arthropoda; Arachnida; Scorpiones; Buthidae. The record is from RefSeq and is a predicted model, not a curated record. The transcript has 7 exons. The annotation marks the transcript as partial.